AUGGGGAGGAAGCUGACUUAUCUGCUUCUGGUGGGUCUGUGCUUGGUGGUGGGAAUAUCCCAACACGCAGAUGCAAGGAACUUGAAGAAGGCGAAACAUCACGAAGAUGUGAAGAAGCCGGAGUCCUUUCUCGGGGAUAGCUCCGGAGGGAUCGGCGGUUUAGGCGGACUUGGAGGAGGCGGAGGAGGAGGGGGAUUUGAUAAUGGCGGAGGACUGGGAGGAGGAGUCGGAUCGGGUUAUGGGGGAGGCUUAGGAGGAGGCAUAUUCAAGGGAAUUGGAGGGUAUGGCGGAAUCGGAGGAGGAAUUUACAAGGGAAUUGGCGGAGGACUCGGUGGAGGAAUUGGUGCCGUCGGCGGAGUCGGCGGUGUUAUUGGAGGUAUGAAGCACGUUGACGCAAAUAACAAGCAGCCAUGA
Molecule: messenger RNA, 414 nt
Organism: Neltuma alba
Lineage: Eukaryota; Viridiplantae; Streptophyta; Magnoliopsida; Fabales; Fabaceae
Product: glycine-rich protein 5-like
Exons: 1
Coding region: 1-414 (137 amino acids)
Source: RefSeq, a predicted model, not a curated record